Molecule: messenger RNA, 2022 nt
Organism: Sclerotinia trifoliorum
Lineage: Eukaryota; Fungi; Ascomycota; Leotiomycetes; Helotiales; Sclerotiniaceae
Source: the annotation of a GenBank genome assembly
ACCCCGCCAUAGUAUAGUCUAGAAUUUUGAAAUUUAUUGAGGUCAUAAAAUAAUCUUUAAUAAUUUCCAUCUUCAACAUCCAAAGUUUGUACAACACACCCUUUUCAUACGCGAAAAUGUCCCUUUACAGCCCCGAUGCUGCUCAGUCUAUGGCGGAUAAAGCGAAAACGGAUAGUCAUUUAAAAGAUUUAAUGAAGGUUGUGGCAAGUGGCGACGCUUCCAGAGCUCAAUUAGAUGAAUUCGACAAACUUAUUAAAGAGCUCAGAAAAGAAAGUGAAAGCGAAAAGGAAAAGGAAAAGGAAAAUGCUCUAUUGCCGAAACCUCAUCCUUAUGCAGGCCAUCCUGCAGCGAUUCCCACACCAGAUAUGCCAUCCAAACUUCUAUCUAUUCCGAAAGGUAAUAUCCCAGCUUAUCAAUUCUUCCUGCACCUACUAAUAAAAAUAUAGAAAUUCGACUAGAGAUAUAUCGAUACCUACUUCUCCCCUCAGGUUUUAUUAGCAUCGAACCAGGACACCCGAAAGGUGAUUGGCGUCAAGAUGACGAGGGGACAUCAGAUGAUUGGACCGACGAAGAUACAAUUUCAUUCGAUGGCGAUAAUUCAGAUAUGGAGAUAGAAUAUGAUGGAUCUAGUAGUAUGGACGGACUGGGAUCUAUAUUGUGGUCAAUGGCGCAACCAGAUGAAGAUGAUGAAUCAAUCGAUGUUGAUCCAGAGUAUCCUUCAAACCCCGAAGCAGAAUCGAUUCUUAAUGAAGCCAGUCAAACAACUCCUGCAGCCGACCCUAUUGAAAUUUUGGACUUAGAAGAUGGAGGAAUAGCUCGAAGAAUAGCAAAUGAACAAGAAAUGUGGGAAACGGGCUCCACGCACACCGACUUUGAUGAAUAUCGCAUGUACCCCGAAAUUUUGCGUGUUAACAAACAAAUACACGAAGAAGCCUCUUCAGUAUUAUUCACCGAAGGCACGGUUGUCGUCAACUCUAACGAUCUAUUCUUUUUAUCAAAUAAAAGUCUGAGGUGGGGAAGCAUAUAUGGAUUUACUCCAUGGAGACACAAUCCCCUCACAUCGACAGCGAAAAGAUUACCCGGUGGCACCAUACAAUACGAUCAACAAGGCUUGGGUGGUUGGAUGGAGCCUCAUAUAUUCGCCAAAUUUCAAAAGGUUCUCUUUGAUUGUGCGUUGGAAGAUGAACAUACCGAAGGCAUUCAGUUCUUUCUCGACGUCGACACCUGGAAACUAGACUCUGAGGAUGUAGCCAAACUCCGCAGCUAUCUAGGAAGCCUGACCUUCGUCAAAGACUUUGUCAAGCUUAUAUCAAAAUCUCAAGCUAUCAAUAAACUCACCGUCAAUCUACUCGUCGAAAUUACAGCCGACACAAGACUAGAUGCCGAAUCUAUUGACGAAGAUAAUGAAGAGGCAGUCGAGGAAAUGGAUCUUAAACAAGACAAAGCAGAUCUUGAAGCUAAUAUUCGAGCUACGGAAUUAUUCAUGGAUGCCAACAUGUUCAAACCUUUCAAACAGUUGAAGAAUGUGAGAAGGUUGGAGUUUCGAUUUGGUUUUGCUGAUUUUGUUCCUGCGGUUGAUUAUGUACCGGCGGAAAAAUAUCAGAAUAUGAUAAAGAAGAUGAAGAAGGUGGUUGAGGGAAACUUUAAAGAACCGGAGGAACCGACGAGAGGAGGUCUUAGAAGUCAGGGGAGUGUUACACUGCAUGAAUCUAUUUAGAGAGUUGUGAUUAAAGGUUUGUGGAUGUAGAGACUUUGUAGAGCUCUGGGUUGGAGUACUAGAUACUUCAUGUUUAUAGUUAGAUACUUGUAAGUAUAUUGUUGUAUUAUUGUAAAAGUAGUAAGUCGAGAUAUGUGUGUCCCGAUAGCACGUUGUGAGGGGGAACUGGAAGAGAAAGCUGAUUAGAACAUAUCGUAAUACGUCACUUAUGAAGAAAACGGGGUUCACAAUGGUUUUGGGGUUGAAGUUAUAUAGGUUUAAAUGUAUAUGUAUAGAAGGUUGAUUAUUGUAGAAAGGAGAAGUAA